This is a messenger RNA of Serendipita indica DSM 11827, 390 nucleotides long. The record is from the annotation of a GenBank genome assembly. Lineage: Eukaryota; Fungi; Basidiomycota; Agaricomycetes; Sebacinales; Serendipitaceae.
AUGGACAGAUGGCUCGCUCGUGUAGCCCUUAUGCUCAGCUUGACAAAAAGUGUUGCAGAUGCUGCCGAUUUUGCACCAUUGAAGGGUGCCUGCGAAGCUGUUAUCACAAUUUUGGAUUCCGUUCAGGCUGUCAAAGACAAUCAAUACGCACUCUACACUACGGUCCUCCAAACUGCGUUUCCAAAUCCAAAGCCAACUCUCCUGGAGGAUAUGAGAACUAUUCUGGGCGUACUUGCUGUCGCUAAAGAGACUCUAGACAUGAAAACCUUAACGGAUCUCCUCGUAAUGGAUCCUUGGACGGUCGAAUACAUAUGCAGUGCGCUACGGCCGGUGCUGGAAUUUGACGGGGGACUUCGGUUCCGCCACCAGUCCUUUGUGGACUUUUUUUAA